AUGCACAAAAUGUAUUAUUUUCUGGUACAAGAUUACUAACUUUUGGUUAUACUAUAGCAUAUUAUGAUCAUAUAUUAGAAUUAAGUCAAGAUUCUAAUAGUAUAUUAUAUAAAAGAGAUGUUCAAAAUGUUGACUGUCAAGAUGAUGGUGCUGCAUACAGAUUAUUUUGUUCAUCAUUUCUUAAACAAAUUUCUGAUCAAAAUUUUUAUGUGGAUAAAACUAAGAUGAGAUUUGGAUAUAAAUUUUCUAUUUUCUUUAACUGA
Racocetra persica is the source of this 263-nucleotide messenger RNA. The record is from the annotation of a GenBank genome assembly. NCBI's taxonomy places the organism in Eukaryota, Fungi, Glomeromycota, Glomeromycetes, Diversisporales, Gigasporaceae.